Molecule: messenger RNA, 3516 nt
Organism: Chanos chanos (milkfish)
Lineage: Eukaryota; Metazoa; Chordata; Actinopteri; Gonorynchiformes; Chanidae
Gene: mei1
Product: meiotic double-stranded break formation protein 1
Exons: 28
Biological process (GO): meiosis I
Source: RefSeq, a predicted model, not a curated record
AUGACGAAUUUGGACGUGGUUUACGACAAAAUUCACUUCAGACACGAUCUGAGGUGGUCUGAACGCGUGACCUUGGGCGACGGCGGCGCGAGGGUAUGCCUUGCUUGCGUUAUAGAGCUGAUGGAGAGGGACGACAUCUCGGCGGUGCGCAAGUCGAUGGCGUUGGCUGGUGUGUUAGAGUUGCUUAGGAACCGGCCUGGGGUUCUGAGGGAAUUACUGCUGCAAGAUGAAAGGGUGUGUCUACAGCUGACAGCCUCUCUACUGAUGCUGCUUCAACUGUUACUGGAUGUCCAGAGUGAGCAGACUCUGUGGUAUGUCUUGAGUGAGUUGCAGACAGAGCGGUGUGUGUGUGUGUUAUUGAGUCCAGAUGAAGCGUUGAAAGCUGCAGUGUGUUAUGUGUUGGCAAGGCUGUGGGGCUGUACCACUGCAGCCCAGUCUGUUCCCACUGCACUCAGAGACAGAGUGUGUGUGUUAGUGCUACACACACUCACACACGCCUCUUCCCCAAACCUCACGGUCAACUGUCUGGGUGUCCUGAAGCAGAUGCUGAAGUUUGGAGAAGUGGUGUGUGUGCUGAUGAACUGUGAACUAAACUCGUCUGAGUGUAACGUUGAGAAGAGCAUGGACAACUCACAGUCUACACAACCCUCUCUGGAACACUGCUCUCUACCGCUCAUUCUCAAAAAGCUGUUAUUGAGUGGAGAUGAAGUCUUGCAGGUUGCCAGUGUGCAGUGUAUGUGUGCUGUACUGGUCCACUCGCCUUCCCAGUACUGCUCUCCCUUCAUUAAGGCAGACGUCCCCGAGUUUCUGUUUGAGCGUGUGAACAGUAGCAGUGAGGUGAUGUUGUGGACAGUGUAUGGCUGUCUCCUGCUGCUGACUGAGGAUCUACUUUUCUUCUCUCACUGUCACUCUGUUUAUGGGAUUGAGUCUCUGGUGCGUAGCCUGAAGGGAGCUCUGAAGUUGUCCAAUCUGGAGGUGCACAAACAGGGUUUGUUACUUCUCACUGUCAUACUGGAGAGGCAGCCGGCCGGGGUGCGUUUGUUCCCCGCUGCACCAGCGUUUGUGGGUGUGGCAGAGGUGGUGUUGGGGGGUGUGGCCUCUGCCUGUCUGCAGGUGGCCACUCAGGCCGCCCGAGCUGCUGCUGCCGUCUUCAGAGUGAAUCAUCAGUCCAGUCCAGUGCAGUAUAGAGAGUUGAUAAAGAUAGUGGAGGCUGUAAUGGCUCGAUGCUCUGAGCUCCCUCUGUCCUCUGUCUCUCGCCACACAACCGCUGGGACAUUCUCUGGUCCUGAGUCCAGCUGUCAGAGUUCAAGAACAGGAAAGUUUCUGCUCCAGACCCUACACUGCAUUCAGGAGGCCUGCAGCCUGGCGGAGCAGUGUAAUUCUGAGCCCAGGCUGAAGGAGAAUGUGUUCAGCGCUCCAGACAAACAGAACGAGGACACACUGGAGUCUCUAUGUGUGUGUCUGUUACACUGCUGUGAUAAAGCCCUUAUCCCUAAAGUCAUUACACUCUGUGAGCGUUCUCCCAGUGCUCAGGUGCUGAAGCUGUUUUUCUCCAUCCUGUCGUCUCAGUUCACCCUGUCCCCCUCCCACAUGCCGGCGUUCACCAGCAAACUGGCCUCUUCUGGUUUCAUUAGAUUUUCACUGGAGAAUAAAGCUCUUCUUUGUUCAGGAAACAGCAGUAUGCCUCUGUGAGAGUUUCUGCUAAACACCUCUGUAAAUGUGGCAUGCAGUGGCUUUGUGCUCACACUCUGCAUGAGUCUGCUCUCUCAGGAACACUCCGACAACACCAACCACAUCUAUGACGAUGUGGAGGCUGUGUUGAGGUUGUCUUUGCCGUCUCUGAGCAGUCGAGUGUCUGAUUGGCCGUCAGUGCUUUGUGAGGGACCUGAGCCCGACAGACAUACUCAGUACUGCCUGCUUCUCCUCAUGUACCUCUCACGACUGCACGGAGACAGGCUCUUCCCAGACUCCAGGUUGUUUGCGUGUGUAGUGAGAGUUGUGGUGUGCUGGGUACAGGAGCAGGCUGACAGUCCACCUCCUCCUGCUGUUCUGAGAUCAGUUCUCUUCCUGCUGGCUGUCAGUCAGGACAGUAACCCUGACCUGGACUGGGCUCCACUGAACAGUCUGAGUAAAGCUCUCUCCUCCUGCCCUCUCUUCUCCUCUGUCUGCUCCCACCAUCCCUCUGUCCUUCAUUUCAUCUUCCGUUAUCCCGAACUUUCUGAGCGCUUUGGACUGGACGCUCUCUCUCUCUGGCUGAGCCAUGGAUUCGAUCCAGAACCUUCUGGAGCCACAGAGAGCAGCCUGGACAUGUCUGAGCAGAACUCAGUGCUGCUGGUUCUGAUGGAGAAAAGGCCCACUGUCAUUCUGACACUGCUGAGCGUAUCAGUUCAGAGUGACAUGGAUGGUACUGAUCUUAAACUACUUUACCAUGUGAGUAAUCUGGUGGCCAAACUAAAGUGCACCGAUAUGGAACCUCUCCUGCCUGCAUUUAAUUACAUCUACUGCUGUCUUAACCAGUGGCCCAAACACUGCACUGACAGAGCUGUGUCGAUGCUGCUGUGUAAUACAGGACUGAUGGAGAAACUGCAGAUGGUGCUGAAUGUCUUGCCUCCAUCUUCCUCUGUCUCAUCCUUCUCUUCUCUUCCUCCUUCAUCAGCACUUUUCUCCUCUUCCUCUCUGCUCCUAUCCUCGCUCAUCACACUGCAACACACACACUCUGCACAGGUUCACAAGAGUAUCUCUGUAAAUCUGCAUGGUGUGGUGAAAAUGUUGGCCUUUAGGAAGAGAGAGGCAGACAGUCUGUUAUUGGCGUGUGCAUUGCGGUUGCUGCAGGCUAUGUUUGAUGUGGAUCUGAGCUCUGGGUUGCUGUGUGUGAGUGAAGUGCCUGGUGUGUGGCAGCGCCCCCUGCAGGCAGAGGACAGUGUUUUAUAUCCACUGGGCUCCAGGGCUGCCCACUGUCUAAUGACCACACUGUACGGCCUCAUGCUACAGAAGCAGGAGUUGUUGCUGUGUGUGACAGUGAACUGCAUGCGGUCAUUAAUACACUUCUUGCAAAGGAGGAAUCCAGCUACAGCCCGGCACUUGUUGUCUCAGCCCUGGAGUCGUUUGCUGCUCUACACAAUGCUGAACUCAGGAGAGAGUUACCUGUUACACCCUGCCACACUCAGCCUACUCACAGUGAUGGUGCAUUGGCGCAGUGAGGCAGUGCAGUGGGACAGUGAUCUGGUGUGUGUGUGUGAAGCAGUAGAGAAGACAGGAGUGAAGACACUUGAAGAGAGAACUGUCCAGGCCCUACGACUGCUCCUCACACAGGCAACAGGGAAAGACACUUACGGUGAGUUUAUUGCUGUCCCCCACCCCCCUGACUACAAUGUGCCAAUGUAUCUGGCGCGUUUAGAGACGCUUGAUUUGAUGCACUGUCUACAGUCAUACGGAAAAACCCGCGGGGGCUGGAGCGUUUUGUCUAGGCGGAUAGAAACAUCGAUGCGGGAUGCCCUUGACUUUAUUAAGGAGUGA